GAAGCAAAGAGCAAAGACGUAUCUUGGACAUCCAGGAUACUUCCGUCGAAAAUAGAACCUGUGGCAUCGGAAGCGUUUAAAGAAGGUCGAAAAAGUGCAUUUUCGGUAUAUUUUUAGACGACUCGAAACCGCGAGACCAUCCACGUUCGCGUCGCGUAUCUGCAAUGCUCUGACGGUGGUUCUUUUAGUUGUUGUUCUGUGAUCGUGCGCCAACCGAAUACAUAGUUAUUUUAAUAGUGCGUGUGGACCUGUGAUGGACUUAAGCCAGGUGAUCGAGAAGACAUUGAGUCAGGUCCUUCUCAAGCAUGUGCAGCCAUGUUGGACUAAUUCCAAAGAAAAUAAUCCUGGAGUAUUGGGAAGAGUUUGGCUCUAGGUUAUAUCCUCACAUCAUUUGGAAAGCAGUAACCUAUUUCCCAACUAACACAAGUGGGUGGUGACACUGGAUUAUAGUUGAAAUUUGUAACUCUAAUUAUAAACCGCGCUAUCUCAAUUUCACAAGCGCGUCAUAGCGUGACAGCAUUCAGCUUACCUCCCAGAGCACUUCAUUGGGAGCCAUCGCCAGUGCCGUGCCGGCAUCCAUUGAGAUGUUCAGCUUUUUCAAAAAGUCUAAGAAAGAUGCCAGCGAAAAAAAGAAAGAUCCCGUAUCUCCGACAAACAACGUGCCAAGUAAAAAUAAUUCCGAGUCCACGGCAGCGACGAGCGUGGAAUCGGUGCCAAACUAUUCGCAGCAGUCUCGAAAAAAUGCAAACGAGUGUGGCAGUGCUGUGACGAACGAAAAAAACGAAGUGUCGAAUACCUCGAACAACCCCGACCUGAUCGCGAGUACGACCAUGUUUGACGGGUCCUAUUCUUCUCAUUCGCCGUCCCCGAAGCCUGUGGAGCGGCGAGGCUCCUCGGGAGUGAAGCCCUGCGGGCACGGCACGGUGGCCAUAUCGCCGCGAGUGAUCGUAACGGGGGAGAGGAGAGAAAGUAACGCGACGCCUCCGGCCAGUCCGGUCCUGGAGGUGAAGAGGCAGUACCGGAUAUCUGGAAUACAGAAGGUCGAGGACAAGCAGCCUCCGGAAGGUGACAAGCUAGGAAAGAUCUUGGAGAACGGGGAACUUGGGAAAGAGGAGAAGAAGAACUUGAUAAACCAAGAGGCAAAGUUCCAAAGCCAACUAAACGAUCUCACCAAACAGUUGUCUAUACGCGAUGCAGAAGCCAACAAACUCAAGUUCCAAAUGGAGGAACUGCAAAGGGACGUGUUCGCCAAGUCUGCAGGCAUGGACAGACUUGAGUCAGAACUAAACGCUGCCCAUAAAGAAUGUGAUAAUAUUAGACAAAGGAUACGGCAUUUAGAAGAGGAACUAGCUAAUUACAAAAGUAGGAACAACCAGUUAACGGAAGAAUUAGCGGAUAAAGCAGAGUUACUAAAUAAUUAUGAGAACGAAACCAAAAACAAAAUACAAGAACUAGAAGAUGUAAUAGCGAAUCUCAGAGAGAAAAUAGAGACGUUAGAAUGUCAAUUAAGUGAUCUUAGGGAAGAAAAGUCAAGAUUAGAAGAUCGACAUAAAGAACUCAUAGCGGAGCGAGACGAAGAGAAAAAGAAAGUUGCAGAAACGUUGGAACAAGCAAUCAAACAGAAACAGGAAAUAGAGCAAAAGUGGAAAGUAGAUUUCGAAAAAAUGAGAACGAUAAACAUAGUAAAAGAACAACAGCUGUUAGAUGAUUUUGAAUGGAAAUUGCGCGAAGUACAACAGACUUGUAGAAAGAAAUUGGACGAUAAAGACAAAGAUGUGCAGGAGAUGUUACAAGGCGCAUAUAGGGAAGCGGAGAAGAAAAUGAACGAAGCGGAAGGUAUUAGAAAAAAGUUGGAGAACUUGCAGACGUAUGAGAUAGAGGUGCAGGAACUGCGAGGUAAAACUGAAGAUCAAGAACGCGCUAUGCAAAAGUUAGUCGAACAGCACAGUCAAAUGAAACAAGCCGAGGAAAGUCUAGUAAACGAAACUAAAAAAUUGAAGAGGAUGAUAGAAUUAGAAAAAGAAAAUUUGCAGCAUAUGCAGAGGUUGCAUCACCAAGAGAUCUUAGAUAAGGAGAGGAAGUUGCAACAAAGAUUGGAUGAGAAAAGAACUGAAAUUGCUGUGUACUGGGAAGAGAGGUUACUGCAUGAGUGUGCUAGGUUAAAGAAUGAACUUGAACAAAUCCACAACGAAGAAAAAUGGAUGGCGAUGGAGAGUGUGAGAAAGACGAAAGAUGAAACUUUCCAAAAAGCUCAGGAUGAAUGGGAAGAAAAAUUAAGAAACUGUCUUAAAGAGGUAGAAGUGCUCAAGAAAUCUUUAGAAGAGAAAGAUGAGCAUUAUAGAGAACAACUAAUCAAACAACAGACUGAUACAGAUAGAGAUAUUAUAGAACUUAGGAGAUUAAUGGAUAAAAUUGAUAUGUCACAUCAUGACAAGUAUGAAAAACUUGUUUUGGAACAUGAUUGUGAACUAGAACGGAUAAACCAAGACCAUGAAACUCAACUGAAGGAGCUAGAAGAAUAUUGGCAAAAUCAAGUGAGCUUGCUUAGGUCAAAUUUAGUAAUGGUAAAAGAACAAAUGGAAAAAGAAGCACAACAAAGGGUUGAAACAUUGAUACAACAACAUAGGAAUGAAUUAGAUGAACAAUGGAACAACCUUCUACACCAAAAAAGUGAGGCAAUCUCGCUCCUCGAAGAAGAAUAUGUUACAAAAUACAAAACUCUAGAAGAGCAAUUCUACAGUCAACAGAAAUCUCACGAAGCCAGAGAAAUUGAACUACUAAAAACCGUUGACGCUUUGAAAAAUGAAUUGCAAAGCAAAGAGGGUGUUAUUGACGAUUUACAAAGUAACGUAGAUACUUUGGAAGGCGGUGUGCAGGUUCUGAACCAAGAAAUCGCGCAACAGAAUUUUGAGAUGACCAAAGUGCGCAGAGAAGCGGAUCAAAGAAUGAGAGGUCUGCUGGAAACAAUCAGUAAGCUCCAAGAGGAUCACGAGAAGGAGAGCGAAACCUAUCGAUUGAAGUACCUAAAUGCACAAAAACAAUCACAGGAAACUAUUGAUCAUCUGCAGAAGAAGUGUCAGUGUCUCACAAAGCUAUUCGAAGAGGUAAGACAGAGGUACGAACGAAGAGAAUCAAGACAAGAAGACCUGAACACAAUCUCCGAUUUGCGGCAAGUGAUCGCCGAGCAAGAAAAAGAUCUCGCUUGCUUGAACGAAGAGAAACGUUUCUUCCAAAUGCGACUCAUGGCGCUGGAGAAGCAUCUCGAGGAUGCUGCGUCCGUCGAAGAUGAAGAAUUUGAAGAUGCGCACGUGCAACAUGACGAAAUGUCGCCGUCGUCUCAAUUCACUCAAAGCGCUGCCGCUGGUCUACUCCACAUACCUCCAACUAUUCCCGAAUGUGAUGAUUGUGAUGAAUGAUUUCAAGAUGGUCGUCUAGAUCCAUUGGGCAGAUCCGAUCUCAAUCGAUUUUUCUAAUUUUAAGAUGAAGAGAGGAAAUAUAUUCAAAACUGGUCUAUUUUGCCAAAGCUGAUAAGCAAUGAAGAUGCUUUUAGGCACCGUACUUACCAAAAUCAACCUGAUGCAACUUGACUUUACCCAAUUCCGACGUCGGUUGCACUUCCUUUGAAUUCCCAAAUAGAUUAUACCAUUGAAUAACGUAUUCUACCUAAAUAAAGCCAUAUUUCGACAGCCAAACGUUGUCUGAAAGAUUACACCAUCUAUAAGAAUACACACAUUAAUUUGGAAAUUUACAUUGAAAAGAGCGAGUGCUGGGUUCUGCUAUCGUUUCAUAGAUUGUGCUAGCAUCUUCAAUUCCUUUGGAAGCCCUGGGCACCCUGGGGCCUCAUCAGGUGGAAGACGUUAAUCAAUGCCUGAAGAUGCCUUAUUAAAAAAAGCAUUAAAGAAGCGCCAUCUAUGAUACAGUAGCAGAACCAAACACUCUCUUUCCAAAGUAGAUUUCUGAAUUCAUUUUACUUCCCACGCCUUUGGCGGGGAAAUGUCCGAUAUUGAGAUUUUUUUUUAAUUUUAUAUGACAUGUACAUUGUACAUUCUCACUCAUUUCCGUCAGUGUAUCUGUCUGUCGGUAUGUGGGUCUGCCUGGCUUGUAACCGCCUAUAACUUGAAAAACACUACUCGGAUUUUGACGAAAUUUUCACACAUGGUUAAUACUAUGCCAAGGACGAAAAAGCUUUGUAGUUUUUAUAAAUCGGUCAAGUGGCGUCGGAGAAGAAGGUCGAAAAUAGGAAAAAUUCAAAAAAAUCGCACCAGCUUCGUUUUUUGAAGUUUCAGAGGAUCUUUCUAAGUUUUGUAAAGGAAAUUUGGAAGUGAACAAAUUUGAGGUGAGGGUUGUAGGGAUUGGGUUGGCCGCGGUGCCACGUCUGACAGGUUUAGGUAUCGGGGACAGGCAACGUUGCCCAGUGAGGCAGGGCAAGAAUCUAUAUGGACUAAUUGUAUGGACGUGUUUGUUUCCUUUAUGAACCGAUAACGGCGUUGCGUAGGAAGUGCACAGUCAACCUACUUGACGCUAUGUCUUAUCUUCUGCUAAUAGGUCAUAGAUGGUGCUAGUAUCUUUCAAAUCCCUGUAUGCUAAAACACGGCAUAUGGUUGUCUAUCGUCAUGUACAACACGUGAAUUAUACAAACCAUUAGGAGGAGGGAUUACAAAUAGAGUAUUUUGGUUCUUCACUGGAAGAAAAACUGUAUAAGCAACAUUAUUAGCACCUUUAACAUUUUGACUAUAUUUUUUUGGCAGUGAGAUCGUCAAACAUGUAGCUUUCUUCCUCUUUUUGUACUCAUAAGGAAGUGAGAUGAGCGCAAAAGUGGCAAGCAAACCUUUCUUUAAAAUAAAAAACUAUCUGCCUAUUGGAUGUAGAUUAUCUUUUCACAAAGUUGUUCCUAGUUUUGUAUAUAUUCCUCCUGUUGUAAAAACUCAGUCGAAAUAGUACAUAAGCGUAUUUGUUAAUUUAUUAAUUUAUUUAAAUAUGUAUUAUGGUGAUUUUUAACACGUAUGUUUAUAGUUUUCCUACAUCGAACAAAUUAAAUCGCU
This is a messenger RNA of Acanthoscelides obtectus, 5042 nucleotides long. Lineage: Eukaryota; Metazoa; Arthropoda; Insecta; Coleoptera; Chrysomelidae. The record is from the annotation of a GenBank genome assembly.